This is a messenger RNA of Zingiber officinale, 3135 nucleotides long. RefSeq names its product lysine-specific demethylase JMJ703-like. Bases 326 to 2587 code for a protein of 753 amino acids. NCBI's taxonomy places the organism in Eukaryota, Viridiplantae, Streptophyta, Magnoliopsida, Zingiberales, Zingiberaceae. Gene Ontology annotation, molecular function: histone H3K4me/H3K4me2/H3K4me3 demethylase activity. The transcript is spliced from 9 exons. Gene Ontology annotation, cellular component: nucleus. Gene Ontology annotation, biological process: chromatin remodeling. The record is from RefSeq and is a predicted model, not a curated record.
UUCGUUCCUGCUUCCCUAUUUUCCACUCAAGUAAGCAAGUUACGUGUCUCUCAUUAAACCGCUCGUUCACUUCCGCGCAGCUCGCCGGUUCCUCUCCGCUUGCGUCCGAGUUCCGGCCGUCCCCGUGUGGCCACUUCCCCGACGAGGCGUCGACGUCCCCGUCUCUGCGCACAUCUUUGGAAUUCUUUCUCCGCAGAUUCCUCUGCACCCUUCCGUGUCCAGGCUAUAUCUGCGCUCUGGAUUGAUCUCCUCGCUAAGACAUCCAGGUUAUGUUCCCAAUAUAUACCUAUGAAAUUUUUACCAGUAUGAAAUUCUUCUGGUGUCAAUGGGAACAAAACCUGUAGGCGGACAUCUUGAUUAUGUUACUGGUGGAAUACCCCCAGUUCCUCCUGGUUUUCCAUCUCUAAAGUUUGUAGGGGUGCUUGCUGAUGAUGCUACUGAUGGAAUACCUCCAGUUCCUCCUGGAUUUUCUCCCCUAGAAUCUGUAGAAACACAUGUCGAUGGUGCUGUUGAUGGAAUACCUUCUAAUCCUCCUAGUUUUUCAUCGCUUACAUCAUUCACCUUAAAAAGGGCACAGGAUGACAGGGUGGUUACUCCAGAUACUUCUUACAAGGGAAGGUGCAGUAUACUGGAUGAGAAGCAUAGGAGUUUGUUUCAUCAUAGACCCUGGUUAAAUUACAAUGAGUUUAAUAAUCGUUCAGAUCAAGAGUUGGGCCACAAGUUGUUUGAGCAGGAUUUGCUUUCAACAACAUGCCUGCCUAAAGGGGUUAUUCGAGGAUGUAGCAUAUGUAAAACAUGUCAAGAGGUCACAGCAAGAUGGCGUCCAAAAGAAGCAUGUGAGCUUGUCCUUGAUGAAGCUCCGGUAUAUUAUCCUAGUGAAGAGGAAUUUAAAGACUCCCUGGAUUAUAUUGCAAAGAUACGUCCAAUUGCUGAAAAAUAUGGAAUUUGUCGAAUUGUUCCACCAUCGUCUUGGAGACGACCUUGUCUUCUCAAGAGGAAGAAUCUGUGGUUAAAUUCAAAAUUUUCUCCUUGCAUCCAACAUGUGGACAAACUUCAAAAUCAUCAUUCAUCAAAAAUCAAAGGCAACCAUGGUAUUAUGAGUACAAAAAGGCAAAAAUUUCAGAAAAUAACUGAUAGCAUUAGUGAGAUUAUGCUAGAAAAUAAUCAACUUAGAGAUGGCAACAAUUGUAACAAGUUUGGCUUUGAACCUGGGCCUGAUUUCACUCUAGAAUCAUUUCAGAAAUAUGCAGAUGAUUUCAAAGAGCAAUACUUUCAAAAGGUCAUAGAAUUAGAUUUAACAAGUGAUAAACCGGGACCACUAGUACAGGAUAUUGAAGGUGAAUAUUGGCGGAUCGUAGAGAGACCAACUGAGGGGAUUGAGGUGCUCUAUGGUGCUGAUUUGGACACAAGUGUUUUCGGCAGUGGCUUCCCUGAAGCAUCAACCUCUUCGCAAUAUGUUAAAGUUCAGGACCAAUAUGUGAAUUCUGGUUGGAACUUAAACAAUUUGGCCCGUCUUCCUGGUUCUGUCCUCUCCUUAGAAAGCAAAAAUGUUCCUGGUAUUAUUGUACCAUUGAUAGAUGUAGGAAUGUGUUUUUCCUCGUUCUGUUGGCAUGUUGAAGGCCAUCAUCUAUACUCGCUUAAGUACUUGCAUCUCGGUGCCCCCAAAAUUUGGUACGGAGUCCCUGCAAAAGAUGCUUCCAAGUUGGAAGAUGCUAUGAAGAAGCAUCUGCCAUAUCCAUUGGAUGAAAAACUUGACUUGCUUCACAGUCGUGUGACCAAUUUAUCACCCUCACUCUUAAGAUUGGAAGGUGUACCUAUUUACCGGUGUGUUCAGAAUCCAGGAGAGUUUGUUCUCACUUUUCCUAGAGCUUAUCACUCUGGUUUCAGUUGCGGCUUCAAUUGUGCAGAAGCCGUAAAUGUGGCUCCUCUUGAUUGGUUACCCUAUGGUCAGAAUGCCGUAGAACUUUACCGUGACCAGAGACAACGUUUAUCCAUAUCUCAUGACAAGCUGCUGUUAGCAGCUGCAAGGGAAGCUGUUAGAGCCCAGUGGAAUGUAUUAUUUUUAGGUGAAACCAAUUCUGAAAAUACAGGAUGGAAAAACUUUUCUGCUUUUGAUGGAGUCCUUACAAAGUCGCUCGAGGCACGCAUUGAGAUGGAACGCAGAAGAAGAGAAUAUCUUUGCUCCUCUAGAUCGCAGAAAAUGGAUACCAACUUCAAUGCUGAGGGAACAAGAGAAUGCUUUAUGUGCCACUAUGAUUUGCAUCUUUCUGCAGCAUUUUGUUUAUGUUCACCAGACCGGUUUGCUUGCCUGUUCCAUGCAAAGAACUUAUGCUCAUGCUCUUGGAGUAUGAAGAGAUUUUUGUUCCUCUAUGAGAUCAGCGAAUUGAAUGUCCUAUUGGAUGCUUUGAGAGGGAAGUCGAGUGCAAUUCAUCGAUGGGGUGUCUUUGACAUGAAGCUAAGUGUGAGUUCUUUGGUCUCUGAAAUGAAAAAACAAAAGCUUAUAAUUAUGACGGAUGAAGAAGGAAGAGGGAAGGAUCAUGAAGAAGCACAUUCUACUCUUCAACCUAGUUCCACAAGAAGUAUCUGAUUGUGUUGCUUAUCUUGCAAGAAAAAAAUGCUAAUGUCACUGCUAGCGGAAAAGGGUAUCCAUGUCUUGUUCAGCGUUUGCAUAAUUGGGCAUCUGCAGUAUCGACAUCUACAUCUCAUUUAAAAGGAGGCGUGGGAAUUGGAACUGGUGUUCUGUAGUUCAAGUCAUAGGAUGGAAGGGGUAGAAAAUGGGGGGUGGUUCCUCUAGUCCGCAAAGGCUAGACCAAUUCAUGAUCUAGCCUUUGCAUUGAUGGGGGCAAUGGGCCUCCAUCUAUUAACAGGUGGAGGUCAUUGUCUCUCACCAAUCCCCUUAUCCCGGUUCAGGAGUGGACCAGGACAAGGGGACCAGAGGAUCCGGUCUCUAGAAAAUGUAGUAGUUACUUUCUCCAAUUCAGCUUGUUGUACUCAUCUUCUCCCCCAUAUCCUCGCAAGUUCUUAAUAUGUCGAUUAUAUAUAGCCCACAACAACUUCACAUAGCACUUUGCUUCUAACUUGUUGAUGUUUGACAUUGCUAGUUUGAUUGAUCUACUUAGCACUAUAGUUUAACCA